AUGAUGGGACAUGACAAUGAGACAAGUAUCAGAGAGUUCGUGCUUCUGGGUUUCUCCAGAGAGAGAGACACCAACGUGUACCUCUUUGUAGUAGUGCUCUUCAUGUACCUCAUCACCCUGGCAGGGAACACACUCAUCAUUGUGGCCACCCGCAUUGACCCACGACUCAACACACCCAUGUACUUCUUCCUGUGCAAUCUGUCUUUCCUGGACAUCUGCUACACAACGAGCGUGGUGCCACAGUUGCUGGUCCAUUCCCUGAGAAGUCACAAAAACAUCUCCUUCAUCCGUUGCAUGACUCAGCUUUACAUUGCUUUCUUCCUGGGAACUACUGAAUUUAUCCUAUUGGCAGUUAUGGCCUAUGACAGAUAUGUGGCAGUCUGUCGCCCUUUGCAUUACAAGAUCAUCAUGAGCAGGAAAGCAUGCAUCCAAUUGAUGAUGGUUUCCUGGAUCUCUGGCUUUAUCAAUGCUCUGGUUCAUACUUCGUUCACCAUAUGCCUUCACUACUGUAGCUAUAACAUCAUCAACCACUUUGGUUGUGAUGCCCUUGCAGUUAUCAAGUUGUCGUGUUCAGACACUUCUGUCAAUGAUAUUGCACUUAUGGUGUCAGGGGUCCUUGUGCUAUUCAUCCCUUGCAUUCUGGUAAUGCUCUCCUAUGUGUAUAUAAUCAGCUCCAUCCUGCGCAUCCGCUCUUCAGAAGGUCAGCAUCGUGCCUUCUCUACAUGCACUUCUCACCUGACAGUGGUCAUCCUCUGCUAUGGCACAGCAAUGGUUGCUUACAUGUCUCCUAAAACCAAUAACUCCUCCAGCCGGGACAAGAUACUUUCUUUCCUGUAUGCAGUGGUUACACCCAUGCUCAACCCUCUCAUAUACAGCUUAAGAAAUAAGGAGGUUAAAGGAGCCCUAACUAAAGUAGCACAAAGAAAAAAUAUCUUCUCGAAAAGGCAAUGA
Molecule: messenger RNA, 951 nt
Organism: Euleptes europaea (tarantolino)
Lineage: Eukaryota; Metazoa; Chordata; Lepidosauria; Squamata; Sphaerodactylidae
Product: olfactory receptor-like protein OLF3
Exons: 1
Coding region: 1-951 (316 amino acids)
Biological process (GO): G protein-coupled receptor signaling pathway
Cellular component (GO): membrane
Molecular function (GO): olfactory receptor activity; G protein-coupled receptor activity
Source: RefSeq, a predicted model, not a curated record